AUGUCUGCUAAGGAUGAUGAUGAUGAUAAUGGUCAGAAGGAUAGUGGGAACUUCGAUUUGCUUAGGGUGGAUCCUUAUGAUAAGCCAGAAGGUCGUUCCUUUUGGGAUCUAUCUAAAAAGUUUUCAGUUGGGAUGAUAUUUUCUUCGAGAGAUGCAGUGGCUGCGGCUGUAAAAGAAUAUCACCUAAGACAUCAUCAUCAAUUUUAUUAUCAUGAAACAAGAGAGAAGACUUAUUCUAUAAAGCGUAAAGACAAAGACAAUGGGUGUGCGUGGAGGCUUCGAGCAUCCAAGAAAGAAGGAGAGGAUAUAUGGAAAAUUAAAAGAUACAGUGGAUCGCGCACAUGUACAAAUCCUCAGUUGACGAAAAAUCAUAGCCAAUUGGAUGAAAAUUUCAUUUGUUCAUUCAUCUUUGCAUUACUUGAACAGCAACCUGAUAUAAAAAUUGCUGCCGUACAAGCCGAAUUGAGGGAUAAAUUUGGAUAUGAGCCAUUCAUGACUGCUCAUCAUCAUUUUAACCCAGAAACAGUAUACAUGAUUGAGGAUAAUCUACAUUGGAUAAAUGAGCGAUUAAAUCCGAUGUGUCGUGUAUUUGACUGUAUGUUUUGGGCUUUUAAGCAAUCGAUUGAGGGAUUUAAACAUUGCCGACUUGUAAUCUCAAUCGAUGGGACAUUUUUAUAUGAAAAAUACACCGGGUGUAUACUGUGUGCAACUGCACUCGAUGGAAAUAAUCAACUCUUUCAAUUAGCUUUUGCCAUUGUUGAUAAGGAGGACAGUGACAAUUGA
Molecule: messenger RNA, 783 nt
Organism: Manihot esculenta (cassava)
Lineage: Eukaryota; Viridiplantae; Streptophyta; Magnoliopsida; Malpighiales; Euphorbiaceae
Exons: 3
Coding region: 1-783 (260 amino acids)
Source: RefSeq, a predicted model, not a curated record